CCUCUCCCCCGGCCUUUUUCCACCACCGCUUGCGUCGCGCCGGUGCCCUAGAUCGCCAUCGCCUCGCCUCUCGAUCGCCGCCUUCCUUGACAAGGGAAAUCCGCUGCUGUUUCGACGAUGUAUAGAUCGGAGCCCAGGGAAAAGUAUUUUGAUCAUAGGAGUGAAGGGUAUGAUGCGUAUGAAGAUGACUACGAUGAAUAUGAGGAGGAGACAUCAGAAUAUGAAAGAGAAGAGGAGCCCAAACCUCGAAAACCCACCAAGGAAGAACAAGAUUUUCUUAAAUUGAGAGAACAACUGAAGGACCAGAUUAGAAAAAAAUUGAAACGAGAAAAUGCGAGUGCAUUUGGGUGUUCUUCUCAAAGUCAACAGAGUAAAAGAACAAAUAAUGAUAACAAAUUUGGCUCCUUUUUUGGUCCUUCAGAGCCUGUUAUUGCUUCAAGAGUUAUUGAAGAAAGCAAGUCCAUUAGAGAGACGAAGCAUAUUAUUGAAAACAGAUCAAGUUCUGUUAUUCCGAAAAGAGAAGGCCCGUCCUCGGCAGCAACUAUAACGAAUCAUCAGCAUUAUCAACAACCAAAAGUUGUAAAUGAGAUGAAAAGGAAAGCACAAGCGCUAAAAGACAUGCGUGAUUACUCUUUUCUUUUGUCUGAUGAUGCCGAUCUUCCUGAUGCAAAAGAGGAGAUUAGACCUAGGAGCUCACCUCCAAAAGCUUAUGGUCAGUCUGUUCAACGGCCACCACCAGUGCAUAGCAAGUUGCCAAUGAACAAAUCCGCAAACUCAGCCUCCAUUUCCAAUGGAUUGAGGAAAACAGAUCCAAGCAAACAACUUAUGCAAAGAAAGACUGGACCGACAAGAGAAGCUCCAGUCAACCGACCAAAGCCAGCUCCGACAAAGCUGGCUUCAGUACAAUAUAAGACAGGCAUGGUUGGAAAUGCUUCUGGCAAGUCUGUAGGGAAUAAUAUGAUGCAGCGUAAGGUUCCUCCUGGGCAGGUUGUCGGAACAAAUAGGCCUGCGCAGGUUGUUGGUUCAAUUAGGCCUGUGCAGGUUGUCGGUUCAAAUAGGCCUUCACAGGUUGUUGGUUCAAAUAGGCCUGUGCAGGUUGUCGGUUCAAAUAGGCCUUCACAGGUUGUCGGUUCAAAUAGGCCUUCACAGGUUUUCAGUUCAAAUAAGCCUGCGCAGGUUGUCGGUUCAAAUCGGCCUGCACAGGUUGUAGGUUCUAAUAGGCUGCCUAGCAAGGUAGCAAAUGAUCCAAGAUUGAAAAAGGAUAUUUCAACUGCAAGACAACAACUUCCUCCCCAAAAGCAUCACCCUGAACAAAGAAGACCUACUCAAGGAACUGAUCAAGUUAGAAAAAUAGUGAAGCAGCCAAUGCCUCCUCCAAGACCGCAGCCUUCUAAGCAAAACUUGUCGCGCGGCAGCUAUGAUGAACGCCCAAAAAAGAGACCUGCACCAAGGAAUUUAAGUGACGAUGAUGAAGUUGAUUAUCGAAGUCUCAUCAGGGGAAUGUUUAGGUAUAACCCCAACAAGUAUGCAGGGGAUGAUGAAGAUGACAGUGAUAUGGAAGUUGGUUUUGAUACGAUACAGAGAGAAGAACAAAGAAGCUCCUUGAUUGCUAAAAGGGAGGAUGAAGAGCAGCUCCGCCUAAUUGAAGAAGAAGAGGAGCGCGAAAGACAAAGGAGACAGAAAAAAAAAUCACGCAUGGCUAGUUGAUGUCCUAGGGGGUCAAAAUGAUCUCUGCUGUUUAUUGAGCGGAUCAUCUCAUUCCUGCCUAUACAAAGAUGGUUGCUCAACCAUUCAACAAGCACAUUCUUGUUAUGGCUUCUGAUUCAUGUCGGGGAGAGCAACUCUGUGCCGUCAUGAAAAUGGAUCGAUCGAUUCGCUCAGCAUUUACAGAAAAUUGGGUUGAUUUUGUUGCAUGUUGAAACGAUACUUAAUUUCAGUGUUAUUACUCAUUCAUCAUCAUCCUUAUCGAUCCGGUGACUGGCAUUUGUUGGUUGUGGAAAAAAAGAAAUAAAAGGUUUCGAAGGUUUGAAAUCAUAGUAAA
Molecule: messenger RNA, 2041 nt
Organism: Zingiber officinale
Lineage: Eukaryota; Viridiplantae; Streptophyta; Magnoliopsida; Zingiberales; Zingiberaceae
Product: protein SPT2 homolog
Exons: 9
Coding region: 118-1707 (529 amino acids)
Biological process (GO): nucleosome assembly; regulation of DNA-templated transcription
Cellular component (GO): nucleolus
Molecular function (GO): DNA binding; histone binding
Source: RefSeq, a predicted model, not a curated record